CCGUGCAUGAUCUUAGGGAUUACUAAAUAAAUAUCGUGAGACCAAGGUUUUACAUCCAAUAAGGUUCCAAAAGAAUUGUCAAUUCCAGCAAGUAAAACCAAAUCUAUCGCUUUAUUUAAACAUUUCACCUAACUUUAGCUGCUUCCGAGGUCCACAUGUGCGUGAAAUUGCACCAAUAUAUAAAGGCAUUGGCGCUGUUUCUCUUGUGAUUACAACUAGCUCCUUAGUUCGAUAUCUUCUUGGAUUCCCUCGUCGCCUUCAUCGAUCCAUGGAAAUGGACAUGGGAAGCUCAACUUUCCAAUUCCCUCCAGGUUUUCGGUUCCAUCCAUCCGAUGAAGAACUCAUAAUUCAUUACUUGCAAAACAAAGUGAUUUCGCGUCCACUCCCAGCAUCUGUAAUUGCAGAAAUCGAUCUCUAUAAGUAUAAUCCAUGGGAUCUACCUAGUAAGGCACUGUUUGGAGAAGAAGAGUGGUACUUCUUCAGUCCAAGAGAUCGCAAGUACCCGAAAGGAGAGAGGCCAAACAGGGCUGCAGGUUCGGGUUAUUGGAAGGCAACUGGUACGGAUAAGCCUAUACUUACUUGCCGUGGAUCAAAGAGUAUUGGAGUGAAGAAGGCUCUCGUGUUUUACAUCGGUCGGCCUCCCAAAGGAGUCAAGACGGAUUGGAUUAUGACUGAAUACAGAAUGCUUGACACAGUUACUAAACCCUCCAGGUUCAAAGGCUCCAUGAGGUUGGAUGAGUGGGUACUUUGUCGAAUUCGGCAGAAAGGGAACAUGUUAAAAAGCACAAGUGACAUUCAAGGCAGUCAUAACUCAGAGAUUGUGGGAUCCGUACCAAACAUCGAGCAUGGCCAUGCACGCCCAUCAGAUACAGACUACUGCAAUGACAUGAUCAGAGAUUGCUUAAACAAAAAUUGCUGUGUAUUAGCUUCUCUACUAGCUGGUCAACCUAUACCUUCCAUGGAGGCCAUAUCAGGAGUUAGCUUUCAAGGAUGCAACAAUGCCAAUAGUUUCCCUAUGGCUUAUGGAGAGGGGGGUAAAGUGAACCCUCCCAUGGCAGUUUCUUCCUUGGAUUAUUAUUUUAACCCACUGGAAAGAAAGCCUGAUGAGGAAACAAGCUACGAAAUUAUCAAUCCAUUCAACAAGAAGCUGAACAGCAACGAUAGAGAGGAGGAUUAUAUACUAUGGCAGGCACUGACCGACAAAGAUGUGAACUUCAGUAGCAUCUACAAUCAUAGCUCUACAGAUCGCAUCAUCGAUUAUCAGGAGCUAAAAGAAUUGGCACUCACAGGAACACUUCACACAAGCAUAAUCUAAUACAGGUACCGCAUGCAGUAAGAUCACAAGGGUGAACAGCAUUAAGAUGUAGGUGACGCCAUGCUGGUGGAUCAGCCUUC
Messenger RNA from Tripterygium wilfordii, 1395 nucleotides. Its product is annotated as NAC domain-containing protein 72-like. The transcript has 3 exons. Bases 269 to 1315 code for a protein of 348 amino acids. Gene Ontology annotation, biological process: regulation of DNA-templated transcription. Gene Ontology annotation, molecular function: DNA binding. NCBI's taxonomy places the organism in Eukaryota, Viridiplantae, Streptophyta, Magnoliopsida, Celastrales, Celastraceae. The record is from RefSeq and is a predicted model, not a curated record.